Cyclopterus lumpus (lumpfish) is the source of this 1797-nucleotide messenger RNA. RefSeq names its product potassium voltage-gated channel, Shaw-related subfamily, member 2 (gene kcnc2). The transcript is spliced from 4 exons. NCBI's taxonomy places the organism in Eukaryota, Metazoa, Chordata, Actinopteri, Perciformes, Cyclopteridae. The record is from RefSeq and is a predicted model, not a curated record. The coding region runs from base 1 to 1797 and encodes 598 amino acids. Gene Ontology annotation, cellular component: axon; dendrite membrane; voltage-gated potassium channel complex. Gene Ontology annotation, molecular function: delayed rectifier potassium channel activity; protein binding. Gene Ontology annotation, biological process: potassium ion transmembrane transport; protein homooligomerization.
AUGGGCAAGUUUGACGACAACGAGAGGAUAAUCCUCAACGUCGGGGGCACCAGGCACGAAACCUACAAAACCACCCUGAAGACCCUGCCGGGGACGCGCCUGGCCCUGCUCGCCUCCGACUCGGACAUCGACUCCGUGCUGGAUCAACUGCAACAAGUCCCCGGCUUCAUCGAGUACAACGCGCGGACCAACGAGUACUUCUUUGACCGCCACCCGGGCGUCUUCGCCUACGUGCUCAACUACUACCGCACCGGGAAACUCCACUGCCCGGCGGAUGUGUGCGGACCGCUGUUCGAGGAGGAGCUCUCCUUCUGGGGCAUCGAUGAGACGGACGUGGAGCCCUGCUGCUGGAUGACUUACCGGCAGCACCGGGACGCGGAGGAGGCUCUGGACGUGUUCGAGCUCAACGUGGACAACGGGGAGGAUGACGACGAGAUAGGCAAGAGGCUCGGCAUCGAGGACGUGGCUGCCGACGGCAACGUCAGCCUGUGGAGGAAGUGGCAGCCGGUGGUCUGGAAUCUAUUCGAGGACCCGUACUCCUCCAGAGCGGCGCGGUUUAUAGCCUUUGCAUCUUUGUUCUUCAUCCUGGUCUCCAUCACCACCUUCUGCUUGGAGACUCACGAGGCUUUCAACACCAUCAUCAACAAGACGGAUCUGAUGCGGAACAGCAGCAUGCCGGACUCAGGCCCGCAAUACGAGAUUGAAACUGACCCCGCGCUCACCUACGUGGAGGGCGUUUGCGUCUUCUGGUUCACCAUCGAGUUCCUGGUGCGUGUGACCUUCUGCCCGGUCAAGUUGGAGUUUGUAAAGAGCGUUCUCAACAUCAUCGACUUUGUGGCUAUCCUGCCUUUCUACUUGGAGGUGGGGCUGAGUGGCCUUUCCUCAAAGGCCGCCAAGGAUGUGUUGGGUUUCCUCAGGGUGGUGCGCUUUGUUCGUAUCCUGCGCAUCUUCAAGCUCACGCGCCAUUUCGUGGGGCUAAGGGUGCUGGGCCACACAUUACGGGCCAGCACCAAUGAAUUCCUGCUGCUCAUCAUCUUCCUGGCGUUGGGAGUGCUAAUUUUCGCCACCAUGAUCUACUACGCCGAACGAAUCGGCGCUGCGCCCAACGACCCCACCGGUAGCGUCCACACCAAGUUCAAGAACAUCCCCAUUGGCUUCUGGUGGGCCGUGGUAACCAUGACAACACUGGGCUAUGGUGACAUGUACCCAGAGACCUGGUCAGGUAUGGUUGUGGGCGCGCUGUGCGCCUUGGCGGGUGUGCUGACAAUAGCCAUGCCCGUGCCCGUUAUCGUCAAUAACUUUGGGAUGUACUACUCCCUGGCCAUGGCCAAGCAGAAGCUGCCCAAGAAAAGGAAGAAACACAUCCCUCAGGUGGUGCAGGGAGGGUCCCCCAUAUACUGCAAAGCAGAUCUCAACACCACCUGCAACAGCACUCAAGGUGACCUGUGCCACGUCAAAGGGAGCAGGGUGCUAGAACGCAACCGCUCAGUUAUAUCGGCAGACUGCAGCGGGGACAGCGACCUGACCACGUCUCCAGAGGAGAGGGUCCCCAUGCGAAGGUCCAGCACCCGGGAACAGGACCGGCGGAGCGGGGGGACCUGCUUCCUGCUCGCUGCUAGUGACUACACCUGCCCUGCAGACGGAGGGAUGCAAAAAACAGGCUAUGAGAAAUCCCGGAGCUUAAACAACAUAGCGGGCAUGGCCGGUAACACCCUGAGGUUGUCUCCUGUGACCUCGCCCUACGGAUCGCCCUGCCUGCUGCGGCGCUCCCGCUCCCCUAUCCCCUCCAUCUUGUAA